AUGUCGUCUAUAAAAGAGUUAGUUGCCAUAGGAACUGAAAUGAAACUUGAGGGUGAGGCACUCGCGAAGUUCGUACGUGAAGAGCAAGCCCGAGAACGCGAUGAGCGUGAACGUGAACAGGAGGAACGCCAACGUGAACGUGAACGCGAUGACAAACUUCAGGAGGCAGCCCGAUUGCAUGAGCUCGAGCUUAUUAAAGAAAAACGCGAAAGUGUUGAGAAGGAGGUGAGAUUUCAACUUGAAUUGGAGAAAGACCGCGAGGAACGUGCAAUUCGUGAUCAUCAACGGAAGCUUGAGCUGUUAGCAGUUGAGAAAAAGCCAAGUACUUCCGAUUUGGAGGGUAACGCGAAACCGUCGGUGCGUGGUCCCAAGCUCCCACCGUUUGAGCAGGAUAAGGACAAUAUAGACUCUUACAUUAGACGGUUUGAGCAGUAUGCGUCGGCACAAAAAUGGGAAAAAAGUAACUGGGCGACCAACUUAGGGGCGUUACUUAAAGGGCGAGCCCUUGAUGUGUAUACAAGGUUACCUGUGGAACAGUCGUUCGACUUUGAUAUACUGAAGACGGCACUGCUAAAACGUUUCGAAAUGACGGAGGAAGGCUAUAGGAAUAGGUUCCAUACAUGUAGGCCGGAGUCAGGUGAAAGUUUUACUCAGUUUGGCGUGCGACUCGACAGUUACAUAGAACGAUGGCGAGAAAUGUCUAACACGGCUAAGAUUUAUGAGGGUCUUAAAGACCUAAUUGUGCGCGAUCAAUUUCUGCAAUCAUUUGCACCAGAGCUUGUGUUAUGGCUAAAGGAACGUUCUACCAAAUUACUAGGUGAAAUAGCUAAAUUUGCUGACCAAUAUUCCGAAGCGAGGGGUAAUAAAGGCAGUCUUGUUAAGCAUAAGAACGCGGGAAAGAAUCCUUCUCAUGGUCCUAAGCGGGAGCAGUCCGACACACCGGAGUCAUCGUCCUCUGCUAACGCAAAUGUCAAGGACAAGGAAAAGAAGAAGCCUCGACAAUGUUUUAUCUGCAGAAGUACCGAUCACAUUGCGUACAACUGUCCUAAGAAAUCGGGCACAAAUCGUGUUUCCAUGGUAACCGGAACAGAUCAACACCGCCAUAGAGCUAGAAACCGGAAAAAGAAACCAGACACUUUGGAGUACGAUGAGGUGGUCGUCGAUAGGGAAAUGUCGGAUGAAGUACAUAAGACAGACCAAUCACAGGGUAGGAUGCCGGUGGUUGAAGGGCUGGUUGGCAGGCAAGUAGUGACGGUUUUAAGAGACACGGGGUGUAGUGGGGUGGUGCUUAAGCAAAGCUUGGCAACACAGGACCAGUUAACUGGUGAUACUAAGACUUGUACAUUGGCUGAUGGAAGUCUUCUUCAAGUACCUAUUGCUAAGGUAAUGGUAGACACGCCUUAUUAUGUUGGUUCUGUAGACGCCUGGUGUAUGCAGAAUUCAAUCUACGAGCUCAUUUUGGGAAAUAUCGAAGGCGCAAGAGCCCCAGAUGAUCCUUACUUAGGAUGGAAUUAUGGUGAGGAACUUGUAGUGGCAGUCAAGACAAGAGUGCAGAUUUAA
Ylistrum balloti is the source of this 1560-nucleotide messenger RNA. Its product is annotated as histone-lysine N-methyltransferase, H3 lysine-79 specific-like. The coding region runs from base 1 to 1560 and encodes 519 amino acids. The record is from RefSeq and is a predicted model, not a curated record. Gene Ontology annotation, molecular function: zinc ion binding; nucleic acid binding. Lineage: Eukaryota; Metazoa; Mollusca; Bivalvia; Pectinida; Pectinidae. The transcript has a single exon.